Messenger RNA from Funneliformis mosseae, 697 nucleotides. The record is from the annotation of a GenBank genome assembly. Lineage: Eukaryota; Fungi; Glomeromycota; Glomeromycetes; Glomerales; Glomeraceae.
GAUUAGAAAUAUUAAUAGUGAAACUGGAACUAUUAAAGGUAGAACUUUCGCUGGAUUGGUUAUAUCAAAGAUUCCUCAGAAAAAGGUCGAGGUUAAAGCACAAGACUCUACUUCUAUAUCUGAAGAGGAUGAUAAUUCGUUUACUUCUGAGGAUUAUGGUGACCCAGAUUACAUACAAAAUCAAAAAAUUGCAGAGAUUGAUUGUACCUUUGCAAAUUCUAUAAUGCGAUUUUCAGAUCAAUCUGAGACGAGUUUUAAAGAUAAUAUUUUUCUAAAUGAGAAUGAACCUUAUGAUCAGUUAAAACAUUAUGAUGCUGAAUGGGCCAAAAUCGUGAUGAGAAAUCUUACGUAUUAUGAAGACCCUAAUAAAAUACUGCAAAAGCAAUAUCUCGAAGCCUGUCUCAAUGAUAUGAUUGAAAUAGAAACCGUAAGAAAAAAAUCAUCAAGUAUAGCAGUAGCUACGAGAAAAAACAGAAAGAGAGUAUAUAUGCGUCACAAAAAGCCAGAAUGUAGAAGAAUGGGUUAUCGAAUAGAUAGAAUAUUUUGGAUGUACAUUGGUGACGUUGAGUAUGGAGUAAUUGAAGUGGGCAAAAAGUUUGAUGAAACAAAACUAUUGAAUGACAGGUUUAAACUGGUGAAGACUAUGCACGAUAUCUUCAUAUAUCUAAGUAAAGAAGCCCAUUUCGAAGAAACAAAA